GAUCUGCUUUGGUAAUCUAGAUUGACAAGAGUAAAAGUAAAGGGACAGAAGGACAGAGAUGCAAAAGGAAAGAAGCAGGGAGUCCGAUUUUUCAGUUUUUGCUCUCCCUUCUGGGGCUUCUUUUCUAAACAAAUGUUAUUGGUUGUUAGGUUACCAGCUCUUUCACUGUGGAGAUACAUCAACAACAGGUGCUCUAUGAGAUUCUGAAGCAGCAGCAGCCGCCGUGUAAGGAGAAUGCGCAGAUGGUAGCAACAGGUAUAUACUUUGUACCUGCUUGCAUACAUUAUUUAUGGAAACUGAGAUCUUAAUUCUUUUUAUACGUCAGUAGAGUUCUGAAGCUCAGAAACAUUUGUAUAUAUUAGCAAGUCUUAAUCAAUGCUACCGGAAACCAACCUUUUCAAGGUCCUCUGAAGGCUACUUGAUCUUGGUAUUUAUUUUUAAAUUCUCGGGUAUGCUCUAGCCUCAAAGCUUUUAUUAAAGCUUGGUGAGUAAUCAGUUGCUGCAUUUCUUAGAGCAGAAGGACAAAUAUGCUUCAAUAUUACAUGAGUUUUUUAUUUGUCAAUUUUUGAAGUGAGCAGUCAACUUUCUGUAUAUACAAAAACUACAGAUUUCUGCUUGUGUGCAUAUUUCUUAAAUAUUUUGUGUCUCUUUCUGACUGGAUGAAAUAUUAAAAAGAAAAAUGGCUUUUUUGAUUGUUUUCUUGCCUGAUGCUCACUGUGCCUGUAUCAUCCUGGCUAAAGGACUUUAUACAUUUGGGUAACAGAGACUUGGAAUACCCCUCCACCUGACUUUCCAUGCUGGUGGGACUGUUGUUGGUCUUCUCAGCACUGCAUGUUGCCAUGCUAAAGACACCAAAGGGUAAAAAUGUGUCCUGGGGUUCGGCAGACUCCUACACCAGCCGUCCAUCUGAUUCAGAUGUGUCUCUUGAGGAAGAUAGAGAGGCAGUGCGAAGAGAGGCAGAACGGCAGGCCCAGACACAGCUGGAAAAGGCAAAGACAAAACCUGUUGCAUUUGCAGUCCGGACAAAUGUUAGCUACAGUGCUGCCCAUGAUGAUGAUGUACCAGUCCCAGGCAUGGCUAUCUCAUUUGAAGCAAAAGAUUUCCUUCAUGUUAAAGAAAAAUUUAACAAUGACUGGUGGAUAGGACGUUUGGUAAAAGAAGGAUGUGAAAUAGGAUUCAUACCAAGUCCAGUCAAAUUAGAAAACAUGAGACUGCAGCAUGAACAGAAGGCUAAGCAGGGAAAAUUUUACUCCAGUAAAUCAGGAGGAAAUUCAUCAUCCAGUUUGGGUGACGUAGUACCUAGUUCCAGAAAGUCUACACCUCCAUCAUCUGCUAUAGACAUAGAUGCCACUGGCUUAGAUGCAGAAGAAAUUGAUAUUCCAGCAAACCAUCGCUCCCCCAAACCCAGUGCAAACAGUGUAACAUCACCCCACUCCAAAGAGAAAAGAAUGCCCUUCUUUAAGAAGACAGAGCACAUCCCUCCGUAUGAUGUAGUGCCUUCUAUGCGACCAGUAGUUUUAGUGGGGCCUUCCUUAAAAGGAUACGAGGUGACAGAUAUGAUGCAAAAAGCAUUGUUUGAUUUUUUAAAACACAGAUUUGAAGGGCGUAUAUCAAUCACACGGGUCACAGCAGACAUCUCGCUUGCCAAACGUUCAGUAUUAAACAAUCCCAGCAAGCAUGCGAUAAUAGAACGAUCCAAUACACGGUCAAGCUUAGCUGAAGUUCAGAGUGAAAUUGAACGAAUAUUUGAAUUGGCAAGAACAUUGCAGCUGGUAGUACUUGAUGCAGAUACUAUUAAUCAUCCAGCUCAACUUAGUAAAACUUCUUUGGCUCCCAUUAUAGUAUAUGUAAAGAUUUCUUCUCCGAAGGUUUUACAGAGGUUGAUAAAAUCCCGAGGCAAAUCUCAGGCUAAGCACCUUAAUGUCCAAAUGGUAGCAGCUGAUAAACUGGCUCAGUGCCCUCCAGAAAUGUUUGAUGUCAUUCUGGACGAGAAUCAGCUCGAAGAUGCUUGUGAGCACCUAGCUGACUAUUUGGAAGCUUACUGGAAGGCCACCCAUCCUGCUUGCAGCCAUCCCCCCAAUCAGCUCCUAACUCGCACACUGGCAACUGCCACUCUUCCUAUCAACCCAGGCCCAAAUGCUAAUUUACAGGGCUCUCAAGGGGAUCAGAGGAAUGAACAAUCAGCUCCUGAAAGAACUGGUUCUCAAGGGGAAGAAGAAGCACGGUCGGAACUCACUAGGAAAUCCCAACACCGCUCUUCAGGUCAUCACCAUAACCAUCGUAGUGGCACUAGCCGUGGCCUGUCUAGACAAGAAACUUUUGACUCAGAAACACAAGACAGCAGAGAUUCAGCAUACAUAGAGCCAAAGGAGGAAUUCUCACAUGAACACUAUGACUCUCACAGAGAUCACAGUCACAGGGACGAGUCCCAUGGGGGCAAUGAUCACAGACAUCGAGAAUCAAGGCAUCGCUCAAAGGAAAGGGACCGAGAGCAGGACCAUAAUGAAGGCAACAAGCAGCGCAGCUAUCAUAAAUCAAGGGACCAAUAUUGCGACAGGGAUGGAGAAGUGAUAUCUAAAAAACGCAACGAUGCAGAAUGGAAGAGGGAUGUGUACGCCCAUCAGUAACAUUUGCCUCCAGCAGUCUUAUGUUUCUUUGAAAUGGUGUAUGACAAAGCCCCUUUAAAAAAAAAAUCUGGGUUUUUCAUUGCAGAACACAUGGUAUCCUGUAUGCUAAUUUAUAUUGCUGUUGCUUUCACAGCAAUAGCAUGAAAUAGAAUAUUUGUUUUGAUUAGUGCUAUAACACUUGGCAUAGUACAACUGCAAAGUUCCUGAUGUUGUACCAUGCUGGUUGUUUUUUUCCAAAGCUGUUUUUGGUAGCUGCCACUUGAACAAUAUCUGUUGCCAUCAGGGUGUUGUUAGUGUUUUCAGACGAAAUACAGUUGAUGUUUAUUAACUUCCCAUGUUUUUCAGCAAGCCAAAAUCAGCACAUCCAAAACUGAAGCUCUCAUCUGUUCUGAUUUUUUAAUCUGUAGGCACCUGAUUUGCAUAUUGAUUUAAGAGCCACUUUCUGUUGCUUGUACCUCUAGUGGUCAACUUUUGGGGACAGAAUUCAGUCUUGCCUUACACACAGGGGAUCAUAAAGUCAAAAUCUCUUUUCUAUGUACUGGUACUGUGUACUGUAUAGACAGUUUAUAAAUGUUAUUUCUGCAAACACCUUCUUACAUAAGAUUGACCACACUGUUUUAGAGUCCUAUGCCAAGUCAGCAGAUUUGCUUUUGAAUUACUGGCAACUGGAACUAGCCUCAUUCAGGAAACUUUUUAACAGUGUUCACUCUGCACACACUCUGUUCUGUAGCAGAAAGCUUGUACUUUGUGGCCCGCCUAUUGCACAGUGAAAUGCUGGAGGUUGAGCACCACCUGCAUGGCUGUAUAUGUAAAAUUUCACACCCCGCUGUUAUGGAACAGGGCAGUUCCACUCAGACUUAAACUUGCAUGAAUUCAGUUGGACGGAGCCUAUUAUUUCCAACUGGCAUAGUAUCAUGCAACUUUUGGGAAUAGAACUACUCCAUUCCACAACAGCAUAGGCAGAAUUUUACACAUGUGCACUCUCUCUCUCUCUCUCUCUCUGCAGGCGGUACUCAUCCAUCUCCGUUUCACUACACAGUAGAUGGAUAAGUGUAAAUAAGAAUGGAUACUAUAGAAAAAAGAUUGGAUUGUCCUUGCAAACUUAUCAUUUUUGUGUUUGAAAUCUGUGGCAAACACAAUGUGAAACUAUAAAUUGGUUUUCUGCUCUGCACAGUACACACUAAUUGCAGUGAGCACACAGAGAUGUUUUCCCUUUCAACUUGAUAGGCCACAUUUGACAUGGGGUAUGUAAGUUUGUGCUUAUAAUGUAUAUUUAACUAUGACAAAGUAGUUGCUAAAAGAGUAAUGGCCAAUCCAAAUAUGAUUCAAUCAUCAUUUGCUCAGUCAUGAGAUCUGUUCAUAUGAGCAGCAGUGUCAGAAGGCAACUCUCAUAGAAGAUUAUGGGGUUACUUCUAUGAAAGGGAUUUCCACACUUUCAGCACACCUUUCUCAUAGAAGUAGCACACAAUCUUACAUGAGCACCAAGCAUCACACUGCUCACACUAGCAGACAAUUCAUAACAGCAGCUAAAUGUACAAAUUGAAGCUGAAUCUUAGCACAUCAGGCAGCCCUGAGAAUACCGAUGAUUCAAAAUCUCAAUUAGUUCUUCCUUCUGUAUAUAUCUCUUUAAAGGUUCAAAUUACAGGCAAGCAAAAUGAGGAAGUUUACGGCUGCAGAUAAUUAAAGAAGCACCAAUCUGCUGGCUCUUUGCUGAAGAUCCAGGAAAGUAUUAAAAAAAACACAGGCAAAUGUGACUCUGAGUGUUUCACUGGAAAUGUAAAAUCUUUUGUGUUUUAGAGUAUUUGUUUUAGUAAAAAAAAAGUUUACACUG
Hemicordylus capensis (graceful crag lizard) is the source of this 4458-nucleotide messenger RNA. RefSeq names its product calcium voltage-gated channel auxiliary subunit beta 2 (gene CACNB2). Gene Ontology annotation, biological process: chemical synaptic transmission; calcium ion transmembrane transport; regulation of voltage-gated calcium channel activity. NCBI's taxonomy places the organism in Eukaryota, Metazoa, Chordata, Lepidosauria, Squamata, Cordylidae. The transcript is spliced from 13 exons. The record is from RefSeq and is a predicted model, not a curated record. Gene Ontology annotation, cellular component: voltage-gated calcium channel complex. Bases 795 to 2627 code for a protein of 610 amino acids. Gene Ontology annotation, molecular function: high voltage-gated calcium channel activity; protein binding.